CGACUACUGCUUCCGGGGCAGCUCCGUGCGAGCCGCGAUUGCGGUACUCGCCUCUCUCGGUUCGCGUGGAGCGAUGCUUUCCCCGGCAAUGAGCUUCCUCAAAAGCUUCCCGCCGCCUGGGUCGGCCGACGGGCUCCGGCUGCAGCAGCCAGACACCGAGGCUGUGCUGAACGGGAAGGGGCUCGGCACCGGCACGCUUUACAUCGCGGAGAGCCGCCUGUCCUGGUUAGAUGGUUCGGGAUUAGGAUUCUCACUGGAAUACCCCACCAUUAGUUUACAUGCGGUGUCCAGGGAUCCAAACGCUUACCCUCAAGAGCAUUUGUAUGUUAUGGUGAAUGCCAAGCUUGGAGAAGAAUCAAAAGAACCUCUCUCUGAUGAAGAUGAGGAAGACAAUGAUGAUGUUGAACCCAUUUCUGAAUUUCGAUUUGUGCCCAGUGAUAAGUCAGCAUUGGAGGCGAUGUUCACAGCAAUGUGUGAGUGCCAGGCCUUGCAUCCAGACCCUGAGGAUGAAGACUCGGACGACUAUGAUGGAGAGGAGUAUGAUGUGGAGGCACAUGAACAAGGACAAGGGGACAUCCCUACAUUUUAUACCUAUGAAGAAGGACUAUCCCAUUUAACAGCGGAAGGGCAAGCCACGUUGGAGAGAUUAGAAGGGAUGCUUUCUCAGUCUGUGAGCAGCCAAUAUAAUAUGGCAGGCGUCCGAACAGAAGACUCAGUAAGAAAUUAUGAAGAUGGCAUGGAGGUGGAAACCACACCAACUGUUGCCGGACAGUUUGAGGAUGCAGAUGUGGAUCACUGAGGAUGGCUGACCUACUAUACAAUUCUGCUCAUAACUGUAGGCAAGAACGUGGUGCCUCUUCACUCCAGAAUGGGGCUGGUGAAAGGCAUUUUUCUUCUCCAAAACUCAUUUCUCAAGUCAAACUAUAAUGAGACAGCAAGCUGUCACCAGCAGAAGAGACUAUGUAUGACCUCUAUUAACAAAGGUGAAUUAACUGAACGGGUAUUUGUAGUUUCUCAUUUCCCCCAAGCUUCCUGUGUAUGUUCUGAGAAGGCCUCUGAGUCCUGCCUUUGCUGUGUGCGUCUGUCAGCUGCAAGAUUCGCCUAUGUGGUGAAAUGCACAGAGCUCACACUGGGCGGAAGGGACGUGCGGAAGCUUAGAUGUCUCUGGGAUUCAGGAGAACUCUUAUCCCUGAGAUUAAAAAGCAGAGGCCUCAGAGGGAGCAGCCGCUAGCAUUUUCCACAGAGGCAUGGGUCCUCUACUUGGGGCUCAGCCACAUCUCGCAAUACUUGUGUGCUAGCUUCUGUUAUUCUUCAUGUACCAUCAGCUCUGUUAUGUUCUCCUAGGUUAGGUCCUUGACUGUCCACCCUCUUAACGUUCGCUUUCUGUCACAGAAUAAAUAAUCUGAAAUGAAGUCUGCAAAGUACUCUCAAUGAUAUUUUGUCUUUGUAAUAGUUAACAAAUAAAUCUGGGUUUUUUUCUAUAUCGCUGUGAUUUUGCUCUUGAGUAAAACCAUUAAUGAGAAAAGACUAAGAUAUUUAAAUUGUACAUGUAUGUGUGUUUUGCCUGCGUACAUCAUGUGCGUGCCUGGUGCCCAUGGAGGUCUGAAGAAGGUGUUGGAACCACAGGAACUGGAGUUCCAGUUGUUUAUGAACGGCCGUGAGGAUGCUGGAAACUGACGCUAGGUCCUCUGCAAGAGCAGCAAGUAUUCUUAACUGCUGAGCCCUCUCUCCAGCCCAGCACUUGCUGCUCUUUUAGAGGAGCUGGAUUCAGUUCCUCUGCUUCUGUGUUGGGCAGCUCACAGCUGCUAUAUGCUGCUGGCUUCCAGGGAUCUCAAUAGCCUCUUCUGGUUUCCUCAGCUACACAUGCAAAUGCAGACAGACGCCCAUACACAUAACAAUAGUAACGUUUUAAAGUCCUGCGGGGGCGAGGGGUGUGAAUUAGUUGGUGGAGCUGGUCUAGCUGCAUGAAGCCCUGGGUUUAGUCCCUACCACUUUAUAAGCUUGGCCUGGUUGCAUAUGCCUAUAAAUUCCAGUACUCAGGAGGUGGAGGCAGGAGGAUCAGAAAUUCGAGGUCAUCCUCAGCUAAGUAGCACAUGAGCACAGAAACAAAAUACUAGUACUGAGGGGAGCUUUGGUGGAGGAGACCGUCUCUGUGUGGAGCCCAUGCUGGCCUGGAGUUUACAGAAAUCUGCCUGGCUCUGCUCUCCUACUGCUGGACUUGAAGGCAUGUGCCACCAUGCUCAUUUUUACUUUUAAUUAUAUAUAUGCGUGUGGGUCUGUGCACAUGAGUGCAGGUGCCUACGGGAUCACAGAGGGUCCAGAUCCCCUGGGCCUGGGCUAUUUGAUGUUUUGGGGAACUGAACUUGGGUCCUCUUAAUACUCUUAGCGGUUUAACACUGAGCCCCAUCUGCCUUAUUUCUUGCUAUGAGGUUAACUCACUGAACCUGGACUGGCUGACCAGCAAGCUCCAGGCAUCUUCUGUCUUCCAGGCCCUCCGUUGACACUACUCCUCUCAACAUUGAAAGUAUAGACACUGCCCCACUAUUGCUUGAGUGGUAGGAGCCAAACUCAGGUCCUUACAUUUGCAAGGAAGGCAAUCUAUAAACUAAACCAGUGCCCCAGCUCAAUUUUAGUUCCAUUUGUUGGGAUGUGUAUGCUUCUAGCAAGUCUUUCUUUUUUUUUUUUUAAAGAUUUAUUUAAAGAUUUUAUGUGAGUCCACUGUAGCUGUACAGAUGGUUGUGAGCCUUCAUGUGGUUGUUGGGGAUUGAAUUUUUAGGACCUCUGCUUGCUCCAGUCUACUCCACUCGCUCAGUCCCUGCUUGCUCCAGCCAAGUACUUACUAUGCAUAGGUACACUGUAGCUGACUUCUAACGCACCAGAAGAGGGCGUCAGAUCUCAUUCCGGGAGGUUGUGAGCCACCAUGUGAUUGAACUCAGGACCUAUGGAAGAUCAGCCAGUGCUCUUACACGCUGAGCCAUCUCACUAGCCCCUAGCAAGUCUUUCAUAAGGGGAGUCUUAAAACAUAAAGACCUUGCUGAUGCUGCCUGGAUUGGGAGUAGUUUUUAAGUUCAUCAGCCCUCACUAUAGAGUUUCCAUAGGCACCUGGGUAUUCAUAAGGCUGAAUUUCGUAGUUCUAGACUUAGGCCCUUUUUUGUUAUUGUUUUUGAGACAUUAUGUAUCUCUGACUGGUCUAGAACUCACAGAGAUCUACCUGCCUUGGUCUCCCAAGUCUUGGGAUUAAAGGUGUGUACCUGGACUUUCUGUGGCCUUUGAAAGAAGGUUCUAUGCACAAUUUGGAGCUGUCAGCCUGAUUAGCUGCUAGGUCCUGCUGACAGCCUCAGGCCCGUGGUUGUUGUAGCAGUUUUUCAUUGAGUUUCUCAUCUUGCAGAAUAAGU
Molecule: messenger RNA, 3395 nt
Organism: Mus musculus (house mouse)
Lineage: Eukaryota; Metazoa; Chordata; Mammalia; Rodentia; Muridae
Gene: Clns1a
Product: chloride channel, nucleotide-sensitive, 1A
Exons: 7
Coding region: 74-799 (241 amino acids)
Biological process (GO): cell volume homeostasis; spliceosomal snRNP assembly; chloride transport
Cellular component (GO): plasma membrane; pICln-Sm protein complex; nucleus
Source: RefSeq, marked validated